Molecule: messenger RNA, 1999 nt
Organism: Pomacea canaliculata
Lineage: Eukaryota; Metazoa; Mollusca; Gastropoda; Architaenioglossa; Ampullariidae
Exons: 6
Coding region: 323-1573 (416 amino acids)
Biological process (GO): cilium assembly
Cellular component (GO): cilium
Source: RefSeq, a predicted model, not a curated record
GAGAAGAAACGCCACAGUGGCUUUAACCUAUAGUCCGUGUUUCUAUAUUGCAGAAAAAUCAGUCUUCACGCUGUUUGAAUCUUUACGACUGCUUUGCUACAAAACGACAUCAAUACUACAUUUCAGACAAUGGAAAAACGACAUAAAAAUGUGAAUUACGUCCCUUUUACAAUAUGGCUUGCCUCGGUGGUUAGAGAAUGAUGGGUCCUGUGGAAUUAACUCUAGAAGAGCUGAGACAGAGCACAUAAAAUUUUCAGCGUUGUUGGCCUUGGGUGUCCGAAAGAAAGGUCUUUCUGUACAUAGGAAUCAUUUUCUUAGAAAAAUGAAUCUGCUGUCACUGUGCCAGAUUGUUCUGGCAUUGUGCAUUUGCAAAAUGACUGACGCAAAUCAAGAUACUUUAAAGGUUGAUUUACUAAGCACCAUGCCAAAACAAAACCAAGAUCAAAAACAAGUGGAUAAUGAGCAGAGUAGACAUAUUGAUGAAUGUGCUGAUACUAGUUUUGGGGACAAGACAUGUUCAAAAUCAGAGUUAAAAUUAGAAGACAUAGUUGACAAAGAGCCUUUGUCACCUUCCGUCAGUGACAAUGGUAAUGAUGCAGUGAAUGAAAACCAAGAAGCGGUGGACAGGAAGCCUAGAGUAGUGAUGCAAGCUAUAGGUAUUGCUGGUAGUGAGUAUGAAGAAGAGACCAAAGCAAGUUUGCAGCAGCAUAUCAAAGAAAAGGAACAUGAGGAUAAUUCCUGGACAGAAAUGGCGCAGGAGACUGAAAUAGGUACCGUGGAACACAAGCGUAGCAGCAACCAGCACUUUUUCUCCUUGAUGAAUCUGCUAAAAUUUCUCUUAAAUCCAGUGAUAGAGGAGUUCCAAGUAGUAGAGAAAAGCCCAAAUGGCAGCAAGGUCAGCACCAAGAUAGCUCAAAAUGCCAAUACCUCAGGACUCUUGGAUAAAGAACAAAAUAAGAAUGCUUCAGACUCAAGCAAGAAAACAAAGUUUCAGUGUCUUGGUCGAAAUGUCACUGAAAAUGUAACUGCUACUGUGCGUGUUGUGAACAGUACGGAACUGCUGGAAAUGCUGAGUUUUGAACAGAACCAUACUCAUUCUGAUUGUGUUCUAGUUAUGUUUUUCGCACCUUGGUGCCAUUUUUGUGCAGCAACAGCACCACACUACAAUGCUUUGGGGCGAGCCUUUCUGCAGCUUGAUGUCCUAGCUGUUGACACUGUUCACUUUAGCAAUCUAAAUGCUCGUUUUGGUACUGUUGCUGUGCCAAAUAUUAUGCUGUUCCAUCAGUCAAGAUCUGCCAUUAGAUUCAACCACACAGAGCGUAACUUUGAAAAUCUGGUCCAGUUCAUACAAAAUACCACAGGUCUGGAACCAAAUGCCUCAGUAGAGCUGACAAAAGAAGACUUUGAAGGCCCUCUCUCUAGCAUUCCUACCGAGGAGACAGAUUAUCUGCUUUGGUUUGCCUGGAUUUUUACUAUUAUCUGUGGUGGCCACUUGUUUAUUCAGAGUAGUCCUGGACAGCAUGUCAUUGAAAAAGUGAGAAUUUUGUGGCAAGAACAUCAACAUAUUGAGUGAAUGUAUUUAAUGAUUGAAUUCAGAUUAAGCUUGGAAUUUUGUGUGGUCUGUACAUGUGAACUUGCAUCCAAGUUUUGAUUCACGUUUGAAUAUUACUGUGAUCAGCACAGGCGUGUGUUUCUGUUUUGUUAUGAUGGGAAGUGUUCAUAGAUACAAUGAAAAUAGGCCACAGUAUGCAUGGGUAAGCACAAAAGACCAUGAUGUAAGAAUCUAUGAAAAUGUCAAAAGGUGUGCAGAUAAAAUGGUCAAAUUCUUGCAGAUGUGCAUCAAUGAAGUGACAUAGAUUUUUACACAGAACAGGUAGGUAAGUGUAAUAAACAUACGUGAGCAUUUGUAAACAUCAUGGUGGCAGUUAAUAUUGUUUGGUGUUUGACUAAUUUACAAGGACUUUACAUGAACAAUAAAAUGAUUAGUACAGUCAAAUGA